CACUCAAAGAUAAGGUUAAGUUUUUAUGUAUACUAAACUGACUAUAUCAGGAUACAUGAAUCGACAGUGUCGACAUAUAUUGUGGUUGUCUUAGUUACAAAAAAAGUGUGUGUAAAGAGAGAUGCAAGGCCCUGGUGACACUACAGGGGGAAAACCAUGCGGUCAAGCAGGGUCGAAAAGCAGAGGGAGAAAAGUCCAAGAAUUUCUCAGGAGUGUGGUCUCUGUGUCUCGCUGUCCUGCUGGCUGGUAGUGGUUGGUGGUGGGGUGGGCUAGGGAGGUGUUGGACACAAAGCAACCUUUCAUUCUAGCUGGACUCCGAUUGGAGAGCUUGGAGAGUUUUUUAAAAUUUCUUUCUGGCCACACAGCACAGUGGGCUAUACUUCUUCUGGCCCAUAGCCAAUGGGAAUGGGCCUUAGAUAAACUGUCUGUUUGGGCUGUCAGAAAGCACUCCGCUGGUUGACAUCACAGUAAUUAUUUGACACCUCCAAUAUGCAGUCUCUGACUGGACCUCCUCUAUUGGUUUGUUAGGUAUACCAUGGGCUGUGGGUGGAGAGGAGAGGUAGGUGGUUUCUUAAAGAUGAAUGAAAGGGGGUCUUUGUCCUGACAUUUUUUAACUUUUAUUUUUUUUACCCACUCCCCUGCUUCCUCUCACCACUCCUCUAUCCUCUCACCUUUUGGGGGUUUUCUGGGGUGUGUGGCCAAAAAUCAUGUCCUGGGGAUGAGAGUCUAUAAAAGCCAUUCAGGAGUUGAGAUUCCUCACACUCACUUUGAAAAGGUUUCUGUCCAAAAGGAGGCUGACCAGGAGAGUCCAUGGCAGAGCUGACCAUGAACAGAUUAGCGCUCCUAUUUUUCUGCUUAUAUGCAACAGCCUCACUAAUUGAUGGGAAGCCCAGCCAUAGAACAGAGAAGCCCAGGAGCUCCAAACCCGUGGUAGCAGCUGACUUACCUGAUCCGGAUAACACUGAUGAUACUCUCCGCCCUGGUGUCAGCGGGCAGUGCUCAGUGAAUGGGAUGUUCCUGUUUGACAGGGCCAUGUGGUCACCUCAGCCCUGCUCCGUGUGCCAGUGUCAGAGGGGAACUGUCAGCUGUCACCCUGUCCCCUGCGGCGGUUCAAAUAACCAGCAGACAGUGGCUCCCAAAGUCAAGAAAUCCUCCUCUAAUGCAGAGAAGAAAGAGGGGAUUCCAAAGCAGAAGAAGAGUCUCCAAAGGACAUCAGAAGAAGGAGGAGCAGGACGUCAGAAGAAGGAGGAGCGGCAUGUUACUCCAGUGAAAGUGGUUGCUGUUGUGAAAUCCAUGGCCACCCAGAACAAAAAACAAGAAGUAGCAGUGAAGAAACAGGAAGUGGCUGUGAAGAAACAAAAAGUGUCUGUGAAGAAACAGGAAAUGGUUGUGAAAACAAAAGUCAGGAAGACCGAGGUCCCUGUGGCCAAGAGGCGUGACCCGAAGAUAAACAAAGACAGCCUUCCAUACCUUCCCUACGAUGAUGACGAUCACGAUGACCAUGACCACAGCGAGCAUGACGACAAUGACGACGAUGAUGAUUAUAUCAUCAGGGCCACCGGAAAACCCACCAUGAGGUUGGCACCAAUGGGGAGACCAGUCACCAUGGCGACUGGCCGACUGGCUACUACCACCACUAGGAGACCCAUGGUGAGGGGGCCGGGACGUGCUGUGGUCACAUUCCCCAGGAGACACAGCAUCAUGGAGUCUCUCCCUGCUGGCUGCCUGCUCUCGGAGUCUCUGAUCGCCUGUGGCAGCACUGGCAUGGUCCACAUCCCCAUCCUCUCAGACCAGGGGGUCAAGACCCUCUAUCUGGCAGACAAUAAGAUCAAUAAGAUCCCUCCCCGGGCGCUGGCUGGGCUGCCCAACCUGGAGUGGCUGGACCUGAGCAAGAACAAGCUGGACGACUCCUCAAUCAGCCCUGACCUGUUCCAGAACCUGACCCAGCUGAGGAGGUUGAAUUUAGAUGGCAACAAUCUGACCAAAGUCCCCUCGAUUCUACCGCCGUCCCUGGUGGAGCUUAAGAUAAAUGACAACAAGAUCCUGGGCCUCACACCUAGCAGCUUUAAAGGUUUGUCCAAAUUGCUGACACUGGAGCUUGAGGACAACCACUUCCACGAUGGGAAUGUGUCACCUUUGACCUUCCGGCCCCUCAAGAAACUCAUCUAUUUGCGACUGGAGGACAACAAGUUCCGGGCCAUCCCCUCUGGGCUUCCUGUGACCCUGCAGGCACUUCACCUGUCGGAUAACAGAAUAGAAGAGGUGCAUGAGGGGAUCCUCAACAAGACCGUCAACCUCAGGUUUCUGGAUCUCAGUCAUAAUAGGAUCCGGGAGGACCGCAUAGCCCCAAGGGCCUGGAUACACUUGUUAAAGUUGGAGUCGUUGGACCUGUCGCACAAUAAGCUGGUGCAUGUUCCCUCCUUCCUCCCUGUGGGUCUACAGCAGCUCCACCUGCACCACAACCAGAUUGAGCGGAUCCCUGGCUACGUGUUUGGCCACAUUAAACCGGGACUGGACCUUCUUCACCUGUCCCACAACAGGCUGGCCAACGACGGCAUUGAUGAUGUGUCCUUCCUGGGCCUGUACAACUCCCUGACUGAACUCCUACUGGACCACAACCAGCUUCGCUCCAUCCCCAGGGGGCUACUGAAGCUCAAGAGCCUGCAGCUCCUCCGCCUCAACCACAACGUUAUCAGAUACGUUCCUCUGAACUCUCUGUGUGACAUGCGCCAGAGUGACGACUCGCCCCUAGUCUCCGUUCACCUGGAGUACAACCUGAUUGACAGGCGUCUCAUCCCGCCCACCGCCCUAUCCUGCAUCAAGACCUACCACAGCAUCAUACUACGGCCCCAGAGUAACGAGGAAGAUUACCACCAUGAAGAUUACUAGUACCCCCCCCCCCGUCAGUUUGUCCUGGGUUACACCUUGUCUGCGUUUCUCAUUACAUAAUUUCCUCUGAGUCCGUCUCUUAUUGUGAUUAGCUUAGUCAGACUUAUGACACCCAAGCGUUAUGCAACAGAUGAAAUUAGACUUCUAUCCUAAGUCUGACCAUAAUUCUAGGGCAAUGUUUAUGCAACCAGCCCUUUGUCAGUGGGCUUCAUUAUCACAAUGAAUGAGAACGAUUGUGUGUGUUUUUCCUGUUUUAAAGCCUCACUCUGUAAAGCAGUUCUAGGUUUUACUUGUGACUUUGACCUUGCUUGAUACAGUAGCAUGUAUUGAAAGAAAAAUAAUGUGGUUACCAAGGGAAACCCAGGUAGCUACUUGACAGUAGUGAGAGCCAAAGAUGUCCAGGUGCCCUCUAUACUAAACUCACUGUUUUGUUGUUUGUACAACUGUUUCAACUUUGUGACAAACUUGUGUAAUGAAAAAUUGUGAAAAUAAAAAAAUCUUAGAUAA
Molecule: messenger RNA, 3396 nt
Organism: Oncorhynchus kisutch (coho salmon)
Lineage: Eukaryota; Metazoa; Chordata; Actinopteri; Salmoniformes; Salmonidae
Product: extracellular matrix protein 2-like
Exons: 10
Coding region: 811-2889 (692 amino acids)
Biological process (GO): extracellular matrix organization; positive regulation of cell-substrate adhesion
Cellular component (GO): extracellular matrix
Molecular function (GO): heparin binding; collagen V binding; protein binding
Source: RefSeq, a predicted model, not a curated record